UACAGUAAUCCCAACGUGUCAGAAACGUAUGAGUGGCUUAUGGGGUAAGUAGUGCCAUUUCAAUGCUGCCUUGUGCGCUAGAAGGGGGAGUUACUGCAACAGUGUAUUAUACUCUUCUACCCACGGCGCCAGUUCACUGCUGUGCGAUGGAGCGUCACUCUACUGUAGCAUCCAUUUAUCCGUACACUACCAGCGCUACUGUGGCAUGAUGGACAUAUGGGUGACUAUGGAAUAACUGCAUAGGAUAUCAGUUUCUCAAGUGCGGGCAGCCCAAGAUCCAAAGUGGGUGAUUUCCAGCAGAGAGCAGCUUCACCAUCUCUUUACCACCUCAUUCACCUUUACCACCUCGCUCUAACAGGAAGCACAAGCUUGCACUUCAAACCGUCACAUUUUCCCUCCUAUUCAGAUGUCAGUUACUUACUAAUCUACAACUCUGUCAGUACCUCUCCUAUUUACAGUUUACCAUACUGAAAACCCCAAAGUGCAAACUCCAUGCAUUUAGCUUUUGAGGUCACCUGAGAGCUGUUCUAAAAGGAUGAAAUUCCCUGCCUUAAUGUGUCAUGCACUUUGUUUCUGAUACAAUCCUUUCAAAGCCUCGUCUCAAGUCAAACCCUCCAAAGCUCUCCGACUUUCCAGUCUCUAAACACAUAUCAUUUACAAAAUGGUGGACCUCAAGAAUCGGACAAGAAAGCUUUUGAUUGUGCUGUUCUGCAUCUGUGCCAUUACCAUCAUUACAUUCAACUACAGCAGCACCUCAUCGUUACAACUUGCCUUCUGGCGGUCCAACAAACCUAUUUCCAAGGCACUGUGUGCCUGCCGCCAGUGCAUCUCUGUUGAGGAUGAAAACCCCUGGUUCAGGAAGCGCUUUAACCCGUCGAUAUCGCCGUUCCUGUCACAGAAGAACGCCAUGCUUUCUACGAGCACCUUUAAAUGGUGGCAGCGGCUAAGCCCCAGGGGAAACAAAGCCAACUACAGAAAUGUGGUGCAGAAACUAUUCCAGGUCUUCCCAGGCCAGGAACACUACAACGACUCAGCGCCCAAUCGCUGCAGGACUUGCGCUGUAGUCGGGAAUUCUUUGAACCUCAUUGGAUCCAACUACGGAGUUCUCAUUGACUCCAAUGACUUCAUCAUAAGAAUGAACGCAGCUCCUAUUUUGGGCUAUGAAAAGGACGUAGGGAACAGAACCACCCAUCGCAUCUCGUACCCAGGAUCUAUCAGGCACCUGCAAAACGACACACACCUGAUUCUGUUACCAUUCAAGACUGAAACUCUACAGUGGAUCACCAAGGCUUUGACCACAGGCUCUAUGAAAAGCGCCCCUUCACCUGAGAUGACCCUGAUUAAUACAGACAAGGUGUUAAUAUACAACCCCACGUUCUUAAAGUAUGUCCAUGAUGUGUGGCUUGAACGCCAUGGGAAAUAUCCCUCCACCGGCUUCUUAACCUUGAUGUUGGCCAUCCACAUAUGUGAUGAGGUGAAUGUUUUUGGAUUUGGGGCAGACAAGGACGGAACCUGGCAGCAUUACUGGGAGACAAUGAAAUUUAAACGUACAGCGCCAACCGGAGUGCAUCCUGGAGAGUAUGAGUCCUUCGCCAUGAAGCUGCUGGCCUGUAACAACAAAAUGAAGUUGUUUGAAGGGAGAUGAGGGCUGUGAAAUGAACAGGACUGCCGAACGGCCUUAAAGGCUGAAGUGAGAGCAGCACUGGCUUCCACAAUAUGGCAUAUAAACGAGUAAAACUAGAUAUAAAAUGUCAUGACAUACACAAGUAAAACUAGAUAUGACAUGUACACAAGUUAAACUAGAUAUGACAUAUACAAGUAAAACUAGAUAUGACAUAUACAAGUAAAACUAUAUUUGACAUACACGAGUUAAACUAGAUAUUAUUACAUUACAUUACAUGGCAUUAAGCAGACGCUCUUAUCCAGAGCGACGUACAAUGAAGUGCAAAUCAAACACAAGUAUGAGUGCUAAGAGGACCUGAGAGGACAGUACAGAGUCCUAUUCAUAAACAUACAGAUAAUCAGAACCCUUGAAGAGUACAAUCAACUUCCAAACUAGCAUACCACAGUUGGCAGCUAGAAUACCCUGAAUAUAAGUUGACAUAUGACAUUUACACAAGUUAAACUAGAUAUGACAUACACAAGUUAAACUUGAUAUGACAUACACAAGUUAAACUAGAUAUGACAUAUAUUAAGUAAAACUGGAUAUGACAUACCCGGGUAAUAUGACAUAUAAAUGGGUAAUUUUAGAAGGGCGGGGAGUCAAAUUGACCGAUGUGAAAUGAGGACCACACUGCUGGGUGAUAAGGAUGCUGAUUGAAGGGGAAUGGAGAAUUGACAGAUUUUUGACCAACAUUGGUCCACAAUGAUGUGAAAUCAGAGAAGUGGAUGGAAAAAAACUUUGGUGUGAAAACAAGUAUUACAGUUUUAUAAAAAUGUUUGGAAUACUUUAACAUGUGUUUUUUUGACUAAAUUGGGGAAAAAGUACAUUUUGACUUCAGCUCAUCUAUCACAUGCUUUGUAUUGAGGGAGUAAUUUAAUCAAGUAAAAUAAAGUUCUAUCAAUAACAUGGGACAUUUUUAGUUUUAAAUGGAUAUAUAACUUUGCCUGUAUGACCGGUGUACACAUGGUGAAUAACUGAGGGCUAUGUCCCUAUGUGCCUUAUCAAUGAAAUUCCUAAUGUGCAAGGUUUGGGUUUUGGGGAUUGGGGUUAUAUGCAUUUCAAACUUUAUCUCACA
Molecule: messenger RNA, 2738 nt
Organism: Conger conger (European conger)
Lineage: Eukaryota; Metazoa; Chordata; Actinopteri; Anguilliformes; Congridae
Product: CMP-N-acetylneuraminate-beta-galactosamide-alpha-2,3-sialyltransferase 1-like
Exons: 7
Coding region: 662-1645 (327 amino acids)
Molecular function (GO): beta-galactoside (CMP) alpha-2,3-sialyltransferase activity
Source: RefSeq, a predicted model, not a curated record